Molecule: messenger RNA, 374 nt
Organism: Glycine soja
Lineage: Eukaryota; Viridiplantae; Streptophyta; Magnoliopsida; Fabales; Fabaceae
Exons: 1
Coding region: 47-223 (58 amino acids)
Source: RefSeq, a predicted model, not a curated record
AGUGGUUUCUCAAUAGCACAAAUUCACAACAAGUACUUGAGCAUCUAUGGGUAUAAUCAGGAGUUGCUUCUCUUUCAGAGCAGGGACAGUAUGUGGAGCUUACUUGGCUCAGAAUUAUCAAGUUCCUAAUGUCACAAAGUUAGCCAACACUGCCUUGUUCAUGGCAAAAGUUGUGGAGGAAAAAUACCGCAAGCCCAAGAAGAGGGAUGAUGAUGAUGAUUAGUGCCUAACAGGUGCUAUAUUGGAAUCAGGUUCUUGUUUAGUUUUGUCUUUUAAAAUCCUGGAUUAUAGGAUCGAAUGCCUCAAUUAACUAAGCUUUUGGAAAACAUGAAUUAGUAGAAGGUUUUUGUCGAAGCAUUCUUAGCAAUUAUGAG